AAACCCAUGUGGUCGGCCUUGGGCGUCAGUCGACCGUUUCUCUCGCGCCGGCCGGUUCUCUAACCUAACUCUCCAAAAUGCCUCAAACCGAGUUCUACUACUUCCCCGUCAAGGCACUGGGCGAGUCCGUCCGCCUGCUGCUCGCGUACGGCGGCGAGGACUGGAAGGACAACAGGGUCAGCUCUGACGACUGGCCCAACUUCAAGCCCAAAACCCCAUUCGGCCAGAUGCCAGUGAUGGUGGUUGACGGCAAGCAGUACGCUCAAAGCAUCCCCCUGUCCCGCUACCUGGGCCGCAAGCACGGCCUGGCCGGCUCCAACAUCGAGGAGGACUUGCUUAUUGAUCAAAACGUGGAGUUCCUCAACGACAUCAGAUCCAAGUCCGCGCAAGUCCAAUACGAGCCUGACGCGGCCCUGAAGGCCAAGAAGCACGAGGACUUCUCCAAGAACUUGUACCCUGGCAUGCUGGCCAAGCUCGACCAGAUCCUCAAGGAGAACAAAGGGCACCUCGCGCUGGGCAAGCUGACCUGGGGUGACUUCGUGUUUGCGGGCAUGUACGCGUACCUUAAGAUGAUGCUGCAGGCCUCCGACCUUGACGAGCGCUUCCCCGCCUUCAAGAAACUCGAGCAGACCGUCUACUCCCUCCCCAAGGUCAAGGCCUACGCUGACGCCGCGCCCAAGACCGACUGUUAAAGCGAUCGGAACAUCAGUACAAUGUACCAUCACGCUCCGCGAUUGUGGCGCCAUUUAGGGUCCUAGCUAAAUUGGUUGUUCAAUACUUUCGCAAUAGAAUUUCUAAUUUAGCAAGUACCCUAAAUGGCAUAACAAUCCCGUGUGGUGGCUGUACAUAAAUGCUGACAUAAUACUUAAUGGCGACCAGAUAUGUUUUUAUUUUUUUUAUCACGACACCUGAAAGCACAAGGUAUAAAAAAUGAGAUCAUCGAGUAAAUAACGGUGCUCUAAAAAUUAUCACGUGAUAAACAUAAGAUAUAUUUAUUACCCUCGAAUUUCUAUCAAGAGGAAAAAGAAGCGGAAGUAUUAUCAAGUUUGUUGAAGUAAAUUUGAAUAACGCCUGGACUGAUCCGAAUUUGUGGUUCAGCCUUCUAGUAUUAGUCUUGCAUUUGAAGAGCACUUUGUUAAGUUAUAUGUAGUAUUAUAUUUUAAGGAUAUGUUAUUUGCGUAGUCUGAGAAGUAGCAAUGUUAUCUUUUUAAGUGAAAUAAAGCUGAAUAUUUUUA
Cydia splendana is the source of this 1235-nucleotide messenger RNA. Its product is annotated as glutathione S-transferase 2-like. NCBI's taxonomy places the organism in Eukaryota, Metazoa, Arthropoda, Insecta, Lepidoptera, Tortricidae. The record is from RefSeq and is a predicted model, not a curated record. The coding region runs from base 78 to 692 and encodes 204 amino acids. Gene Ontology annotation, molecular function: glutathione transferase activity. The transcript has 5 exons. Gene Ontology annotation, biological process: glutathione metabolic process.